GAAGGCCGUUUUCAGUCCAGAGCGGUCCAGCGCGAGGCAGCGCGAAGAGCCGAUGAUGCGCGCCUACAGACGGGGAGAUGUCAUCCUGACGUCGGAGCCGUUCGCGUACGUCGUCGACCCUCAGAACGGGGCGGGAAAAGUGUGCGACUACUGCCUCAAAAGGUCUAGUCGUCUAAAGGGUUGUCCGAAAUGCCGUGUAGCCCAUUACUGCAACAAGUUCUGCGAGAGUUCUGCGCUGUCAGAUCAUCAGACGGAAUGCUGCUAUUUUCAAGAGAUGUUCCCGUGCAUCCCCAACACUACCGUGCGACUCAUGGCUCGCAUCCUCAUCAAGCUCCGAAGAAGGCACAUGAGAGACUGCAAGGAAGCAAUCCUGGACCAGACAAGGACCUUUGAAGACUUGGAGUCACAUUCCGAACAAAUUUUGAACGACCCAGCUGUCCUGCCCAGGUUUAAUGCAGUGUGGGCAACUCUGCGAGACCUCUUGGGAGAAGGAAACAUGCCAACACUGCUCGAAGGCCUCGAGAUAUUUGGAAAGGUGUUGAUAAACAGGUUCUGCAUCACGGACGAUGAGCUGAAGCCUGUCGGGCAGGGACUGUACAUUGGGGCGUCCAUAUUUGACCAUUCUUGUGAUCCGGACGCUGCCUUUGUGUUUGAUGGCACACGUCUGACUGUGAGAGCUGUUCGGGACCUAAGUGUCAGCAGUGUACGAGAGAUUUACAUAUGUUAUGUUGAUAAGCUUCAAAUGACUCCCGACCGCAUUGAGACACUUCAGAAUCAGUAUUACUUCACUUGCAACUGCACUCUCUGUCAUCAGAAAGAUGGAGAUUUGCUUCAAGAGAAAUCCAACAGUCUUUCAGUAAGCAUUCGCAAUCUCCAAAUGGAGCUGGAAAGUACAGACGACAAGCAGACCGUGGAGUGGAUUUCGGAGCGCACUCGUGAAAUCCUCAGUUCUCAGGUGAAAGAGUUGCCCCCUAAUGACAUCUCCCGAAUCGAGGCCUUGGAGCUGGCUUUUGAGUGCUGCGCUAAACGAGGCUUGCAUGCAAAGGCGGCUGGUUAUGCAAUGCAAAUACUCGAUGUGCUCAGGUGUUGCUACGGCAUAUACAGCACAAAGUAUGGCCUCUUUUUGUUCAACAUAGGGAAGCAGUACGAUGCUGCAGGGGACCACCGUAGCGCUGAGACGUUCUUCCAUAUGGCGUCAUGGAGCCUCUCCGUCACCCAUGGCAAGACCCAUCCGGUUUUCCGAGAGCUGCAGGAGCGUCGACGAGCCAACCGCAGGUGUAUCUCAGGUCCCUGCAAAUAAAUAACAAAAUCUUCAAUACACACAGGAGUAUAGUUAAGUAUGCAGGCUCCACGUUGCUUUAGGAAACUACGCAGUAUAUUGUGGAAAGGCGAUUGACUAAAUAUUUUAAAGGAAACCGUGCUAAAGUUUCGGAGAAAAGCUUUUUUUACUUUUUUGAUACGAGUUAUGUUUGGGACAUAUACCACUCAGAUACCUCGAACACACCUUGUUAGCAAGUUUGUUUUCAUACUACAAUUUAACGUCCUCAAUAUUCCACAAAAUAUCACGUUUGUGAUAAAGCAGUCUCUUCUGAAGGUUUCUCGGGCUGACAAGAAGUUGAGUUUUCUUUAACGGCAGACAAAAGUAUGGGCUGACUGCGGUAAUGAUUCUAGGCUAUAAGAUCGCUAAGGUAUCAGUCCUAAUCCCAAGUGACUUAGGACGAAACCACCUCACAGCUAAAUACUCUGGUACAACUAUGCGCAGCUUAAAUAAUGUCGCGGGUGCACUUGCAUUCGGUGAAUGCAAACAUAAGGGAAAAAUGGAAAAAUAAAAUAAGCAGAACUCAAUCGUUAUUCCUGCCAUGUCACUCGUUGACCUUAGCUAUUGACCAAUGUACUUACUUCGACAAACGAGAGUGCUGAACCUGUAGAGCUGACACUUGAAUAAAAGCGAAAAUCAGCACCAAAAUUGGUUAAAAAUGCGAAGGUCAAGACACGUUCUGCGCUUGGUGUCACCUCCACGUAGGCUGUAGAUUGCUCGCCAGAUAUCGAAAGGUAUUUACGCUUAAAUAUUGCAAUGCCCUGGUUUUGGAGAUAUGUGGGAGAAAAGCUUAGUUGCAAGCUGCCCUAAGCGUACUAAGAUGCUUUAUUUUGCUAAAAUUUGAUGCCUGGCAAUGAGUACUCUGUGUCGAGCGUUAUUUAUAUUCGUUUUAUUAAGAAAAUACAAGUUCCAACAAAACAUUUCAUCUUCU
This is a messenger RNA of Ixodes scapularis (black-legged tick), 2249 nucleotides long. Its product is annotated as histone-lysine N-methyltransferase SMYD3. Bases 53 to 1300 code for a protein of 415 amino acids. NCBI's taxonomy places the organism in Eukaryota, Metazoa, Arthropoda, Arachnida, Ixodida, Ixodidae. Gene Ontology annotation, molecular function: protein binding. The transcript has 12 exons. Gene Ontology annotation, cellular component: nucleus. The record is from RefSeq and is a predicted model, not a curated record.